Molecule: messenger RNA, 2287 nt
Organism: Anastrepha ludens (Mexican fruit fly)
Lineage: Eukaryota; Metazoa; Arthropoda; Insecta; Diptera; Tephritidae
Gene: Xbp1
Exons: 3
Coding region: 379-1815 (478 amino acids)
Cellular component (GO): nucleus
Molecular function (GO): RNA polymerase II transcription regulatory region sequence-specific DNA binding; DNA-binding transcription factor activity, RNA polymerase II-specific
Source: RefSeq, a predicted model, not a curated record
GCGUAUAAUUGUAUUACAAUUUUGUUCAAAUAGAAAUAACCAGUCCCAAUUGAACACGACAGCAAUUUAGUUGAAAAUGAAUAUCUUACGUUAUGGAUACUGUAACAUAGUAAUUUAAAUUGCAUGAGAAAAAAGGAAGCAAUGAGAGAAAUUGACCCGACGUAAAUGAAAAACAAAUUUGAUAAAAAUCAGUAAUAAAGACACGUCAGUCUUGAGCAAUAAUCGAAAGUGUAAACAUGAAUUGGUAAAAUAAUUCAAAGGAACCAGUGUAAUGUUGCAUUAGAAAUUAGAAACACUUCGGAUAAAGCCAUACAAAAAAUUUAUUUGAUUGAGAACUCUUUAGAUCUUUAAGUGAAGCGGACUCAAACGGAAUACACAAUGGCAUCAACAGCACAAUCAGUUUUUAUAACAGUGCCCAAGUACGUAGCUAUAACGCAUAAUCCAACUAUGACAUUACCGAAGAUAAGGCCUGCACCGACUCCCACGUCAGUGCAGGGAACAGCCGUAGUAGCAUCUGCUGAGAAUGUGAUAGUUGAGGAUGGAGCAUCAGCACCAAGGGGCAAAAAACGCCGCCUUGAUCACCUAACAUGGGAAGAAAAGAUGCAGAGAAAAAAAUUGAAAAAUCGUGUUGCCGCACAGACAUCUCGCGAUCGGAAAAAAGCUCGGAUGGAAGAUAUGGAAAGAGAAAUUGACGAAUUAACACAGAAAACAGAAAUAUUACAAAAUAAGUGCGAAAGUUUGCAAGCUAUCAAUGAAUCUCUUCUUGAAAAGAAUCAUAAACUUGAUAUGGAGUUAGAACUUUUACGUCAACAACUCAGUGAAGUGCAACAACAACAGAAGCAGCAGCAAGAACAACUUGCCAGUAAUGCCGCCAACUUAAAAGCUAGAAGUGCAGUUGGUACUUGUGCCGGCUCUGCAGCAGGGAUCACGUCAAAUGGACUCUCAGUCGACAGAAGAACAACUGAAAAAGAGCAACUCAGUGGCGUCGCUUUGGAGGAUUGUUGCGCUUUGCCUACUUUUCAAGAUAUGCUCCUCAUCGACGAAGAAUUCGAUGUCAGUAAACUUGAAGAACUUGCCGAAAGCCUCAUGGCCGAUAUCGAAGCAGACCUGGAAAAUAAUAAUGGGUCAGGCAAUGAAAAUGAUGCCAAAAUUACAAGCAGCUCAGAGCGAUUGCUUGGACCAGUGGUGGGGACCAAAACAGAGUGCUUGGAAUCCAGCAAACAUACAAACACACGAAGUAACAGCUUAAAUAAUACGGAGUGGGCGUCACCAAUCCAAACGGAUGCAAUUCAAUUACAAACCAAUUUGCCUGCAGCGACACAAGAGCUAACAGGGCUUAGCGAUUCAUCUACAGUUAUUGCAUCAGCAGCACCGUGUACAAUACAACAAGGCAAAUUUAGUGACGACCCGACAUCCCCGCUAGAUACUGUGUACGGCACGUACGACGCAAAAACCAAUUCUAUAACAAUUGUAAUGGAUGAUGAUGCGGUACCCGUAAAUGAAGCGGUUGAGGAGAUUUACUGUGAUGGUGUAGCGCCGUCAAAUAGUGAUGAAAUUAAAUACCCCACACCUAUGGCUUCACCAUCACAUGUUUUCCUAAACGUUGUCGAUGACUCUGAUGAUGAGCCCUUUCUGCGACCGAAUCGUCCUCUAGCGAAAUCUCCUGCACUGUCACUACAUUCUGUCGUUUCAGAUCAUGGCUAUGAAUCAAUUAUUGGUUCACCCACAUCUACAGCGACAGAGCAUUUCGAUACAAGUGCCGAAGACUUUGACUGGCAGGGUAAUUUUAACGAUUUAUUUCCCAGUUUGAUUUAAUAACAGUCGGUCAGAAACACAGUAAUAGUAGGCUUUAAGUCAGUAAAUUAUUUGAUAAGUCACAUAGAUGCUGCUAUAUGCAAUAGUUUUAGGUAUAGUGCUAAGCGUUAACUAUAACUUAUGAAAGAAAACUAUACAAAAUUUUGUGAUUUAUUUGAGCUAUAAUUAUAAUCUUAAUAGGUACUCUCUUGGAGAAUGCAAUCGCUUCGGGAGAUUAGUUUUAAAAUUAUACACUACUUAUACAAUUGCUAAAAACCUUAAUUCAUUAAGUUAUUCCAAGACGUAGUUGCACUAUGUUUUUUUUACAAUUUUUAAAAAAGCUUUUGUUAAUUUAUAAAUUUGUACUGCUGUAGGUAUACUUCCUCUGUUAAACCAUUUACUAAUUUAUUUUGUUACUUAAACAUUUGUUUAGAAUGGUUGGAGCCCGUUUGAAAAAAAGCUUAAAAUAAAAUAUCUUAUCUUGAACCCAAAA